CUGCACCUUUACUCGCACUUCGACAACAACUACCGUGAGAUCGGAUCACGAUACUUGCGCCUCUGUGACGACGUCUGCAAGUUGCAACACCCAAUCCGCGGGUCAGCAUGACGCGGGUCAGCAUGCCAGCCAUCAUGGCUGUGGUCGCUGGUGCUCUCGCCAUGUUUGUGGCCAGAUUGAUGGCUAAUCGACAGCACGUAAAGAGUUUACGAAACUCAGGAGCACCAAUGCCGAAACAUCAUCCUCUGUUCGGCCAUCUCAUCGUGUUGAAAGAAGCCAUUCAAUCACUACCACAGAACACCGUAAUGCACGUAGUAGUACGGCGAAUAGCACAAUCGUUUCCCGGCGGUGUCUUCUAUCUCAACUUAUGGCCUUUCAACGCUCCUAUCAUGGUAGUCGCGAACCCUUAUGUUGCAUCACAAAUUGAAGCUGCUUUCCUCGACAAGCCCGCCAAUAUAAGUGCUACUUUAGAGGUCAUCAACGGUGGACCAUCGCUACUGACCAUGUACGGAAGCACUUGGAAGAAAUGGCGGGCGCUGUUCAAUCCAGGAUUCGCUGCUGGCUAUAUAACAGGACUUUCUCCUGCUAUAGCAGAGGAGGUCACGGUUUUCUGUCAACUUCUUCAAGAACGCGCCCAGAAGGGCGAAGUCUUUCCUUUGGAGGAGCAUACGCUUCGGUUGACUUUUGAUAUUAUUGCGCGUAUUACCUUGGGUGCGCGUCUCCACUAUCAAACUCAAGGAAGCGCCCUCGCAGACUGUCUCCGAAGACAAGUGUAUUGGACUCCAUUCGGUACAUCUUUCAAUCCAAUCCGUCGCUAUCUUAGCCCUCGUCCAUUCGUCCAAAAGUACAACAGUUACCGUAUGAAUCAAUACCUUGACAAGGAAAUUGACAAACGUUUCGAAGAGUUGGCUCGCUCCCGUAGAAGCCCUUCAAAAGAUUCCCACUUACAAUCUAGAUCUAUCAUCGCGUUGGCCAUGGACAAGUACCUGGACGAUGUAGAGGGCAAAGACGAGGUGUCAAAAUCGGCCUUCAGGCAGCUGGCGAAGCCUCAACUUCGUAUGUUCCUGUACGCCGGCCACGACACCACUAGUAGUACCCUGCUGUACAGCUAUUUGCUACUGUCUCGUCACCCGGAUGUUUUGUCCAAAGUACGUGCAGAACACGACAAGGUAUUCGGGUCCGACUUCUCGCUCCACAGUAUCACUCGCAUUAUCACAGACGAUCCCGCACUCCUGAACCAGUUACCCUACACUCUGGCAGUCGUCAAGGAGGUUCUGCGCAUAUUUCCUCCGGCUGGCAGCAUGCGCGAUGGCCGCCCGGGUGUCUUUUUGGUAGAUGAACAGGGUCAGCGAUACCCUACAGAGGGCUGUAACAUAUGGACACUCACUCUUGCUAUGCACCACAACCCCGAAGUGUUUGUGAGACCGGAAGAUUUCAUUCCAGAUCGCUGGCUCGUCAGUCCAGAGGACCCUUUACAUCCGAAGAAGGCCUCAUGGAGAGCUUUUGAGUGGGGCCCACGUGCCUGCAUUGGGCAGACACUUGCACAACUGGAACUCAAAAUCGCCUUGGUAAUGACUGUGAGGAUGUUUGAUAUUGACAUUGCGUAUGAGGAGUGGGACAAACUACAUCCAAAGAAGGGCAUCAGAACUGUUGACGAGAAUCGAGCAUAUCAGGCUGAGAUGGGUGGAGGCGGAGCUCACCCAGCAGAUGGCCUCCCUGUCAAGGUCACUCUGCGUGCAUAAGUAACAAUUUCAGUCUAUAUGAAUGAGUUCUCACUCGUAGUGUCUAGUGCCAUGCUAUUACUUUUUGA
Messenger RNA from Alternaria alternata, 1810 nucleotides. Its product is annotated as cytochrome P450 monooxygenase. The transcript is spliced from 3 exons. Bases 108 to 1742 code for a protein of 544 amino acids. Gene Ontology annotation, molecular function: monooxygenase activity; iron ion binding; oxidoreductase activity, acting on paired donors, with incorporation or reduction of molecular oxygen. The record is from RefSeq and is a predicted model, not a curated record. NCBI's taxonomy places the organism in Eukaryota, Fungi, Ascomycota, Dothideomycetes, Pleosporales, Pleosporaceae.